UAUAUUGCAAAUCUCCUAGUCACGCCAGUUUUUUGUAUUUGUUCCUUCUUAUUCCAGUAGUAUUCUUAGGUGGAGCAAUAUUUCUGUUUUGGCGAAGGCGAAAAAUUAAAACGAAAUGUGUAAACAAUUUGUCUGGCGAAAACAUGGAACUAAUGGAAGAUGGUGCAAGCAAAUCCGUGGUCAAACCGACCGAAAAAAAAUGGCCCCCUAUAAAAAUCAACGACUUUGGGGACUACAUGCGGGACGUUCUUGAAGCCAACCGAAAGUACCGUUAUUGUUGUAUUCAAAACCAAUUUUCUGAUCUACCAUCUGGAUUGGUAAAGUCCGUCAAAGAAGCGACAAAACAAAAAAAUGCCGACAAAAAUCGUUGCAACACGAUUUACCCUUAUGAUAAAAAUCGUGUCAAACUUGACACAACUUCAGCCGGGAAAUAUUUCAAAGGAGACUACAUUAAUGCGAGCUAUAUUCAAGGCUCCACCAAUUACAAAGAGUACAUCAUUGCUCAAAAUCCUCGAACUAACACAGUCAAUGAUUUUUGGAUCAUGAUUUGGCAAGAAAGAAUUAGUUACUGUGUAAUGAUAACCAACGAACACGAAACAUAUCUCCGUUACUGGCCUACUUUAACCGAAAAAAGUGUCACUUUUGCAGACUUAGAUAUAGUGUUACUCGAAAGACUCGACUACAGAUUUUUUCAAAAGUAUAAACUUGCUGUUAGUAGAAAGGGUCAGACUAGAGAGAUAUGCGUUCUACAUUAUCAUUCUUGGCAGGACUAUGACAUGAUUCUAUCAAAGAAAAAACUUCUUCCAUUCAUUAGCUUUCUACAAAGUAUACCGCAUUACAGCGCCCCUGUAUUGUUUCAUUGUCGAGACGGGACUGGGCGAUGUGGAAGUGUCGUUUUGUGCGAUAUGGUGUUAAGAUCGCUGCCUGUGACCGGCAUGGUGGACAUAUUUCACACAGCGAUGGUGCUAAUGAAAUCAAGAGUUAAUGCUAUCAGCAACUUGGAACAAUAUAUUUUGGUCCAUUGGAUAAUAAGAGAUUUUUUGGGAAAGUUUUACUAACCUAAUUUUGCAAAAAUACAGUUGUUUUCAAUUCAGCGGAUGUUUUUACAGGUUUAAAAUUGUAUCGGUUGUAAAUAAAUAUUUACUGUAUUAAUA
Zophobas morio is the source of this 1154-nucleotide messenger RNA. RefSeq names its product receptor-type tyrosine-protein phosphatase T-like. The coding region runs from base 144 to 1058 and encodes 304 amino acids. NCBI's taxonomy places the organism in Eukaryota, Metazoa, Arthropoda, Insecta, Coleoptera, Tenebrionidae. Gene Ontology annotation, biological process: protein dephosphorylation. The record is from RefSeq and is a predicted model, not a curated record. The transcript has 6 exons. Gene Ontology annotation, molecular function: protein tyrosine phosphatase activity.